UUUGUCACGAUGCUUCCUCUUCUAUCCUAUCCGACAACUGUUCUCUAUGAGUACUUCGGCAUGACUGUCCCAGCCAUGCUCAGUCUUUGCCGAAGAGCUCAUCGACGCCAGCAGUGCCAUGUACUCUUGGAGGAGCGGCGCCAUAGCAGUCCUGCGGUUAUGGCGCAGGGUGCUUAUGGUAACGGUGCCUCUGAUGUUACUGCCAUUUCUUUUGUCAUCGGAUUCAAACGAAUCCAAGUGCGCCUACGUGGUAUUUGUGAUUGGUCUUUACUGGAUCGCGGAGCCAAUUCCUCUGGGAGCUACCUCACUCCUUCCGAUUGUCCUUCUGCCGCUUUUAGGUGUCCUGUCCACAGAAAGGACAUGCGAUCUUUACAUGAACGAGACCAAUAUCAUGUUUGUGGGAACCUUAAUCGUGGCGAUAGCAAUAGAGCAUUCGCACCUUCAUGAGAGAAUGGCGCUGAAGACACUUUGCCUUCUAGGCACAGGAAUCAAAAGACUAGUACUUGGAUUGAUGCUCAUCUCCAUGUUCUUGGCUAUCUGGAUCAACAAUGUUGCCAUCACCGCAAUGAUGAUGCCUGUCGUGGAUUCUCUCAGUAAAGAGCUCUUCGAGUCAGAUAAGCCAACGCUCGAGGAUGAUAACGAAAGAGCCGCUUUAUCCGACCAGAGUGUGCGAAUCACAGCGAGUACACUACCCCAGCUGUCACCUAAAGAAUCGGAAGGGCAACCAGAAACGUCACUCCGUGUUCGAGACAGAUUCAUGGAUCCGGAAGAAGCACAAAAGAAGCGACUAAGAGUGCUGUUAUACCUCAGUGUCAUAUACGGUGCAAACACGGGGGCUAUCACAACGAUCACGAGCGCCGCAUCGAACAUAGUGUUCAAGUUUGUAGUCGAAGACGUGUACCAAGGCAGGGCCCCGGUGGACUAUGCAUCCUGGCUGUUCUUUGCACUGCCCAUCGCAUUGGCCAGCACCGUCGUUAUUUAUAUUUCGAUGAUUCUUCUACUUGUCUCACGGAGGGCAGACGUUGCUGGUGGUGGUGGUGGUGAUACGUCAACGCUAGCUGUUAUUCAAAAGAAUUACGAUUCCUUGGGACCGAUUCGAUUUCAUGAAGUGGCCGUCUUGACCCUAUCCUCGCUGCUGAUAUUUCUGUGGGUGUUUAGAGACCCCAUGUUUGCCAAAGGAUGGGGGACAUACUUCGGAGACAUGAAACCGAAAGACGCCACUGCGGUGAUGACAGUAGUCGUUUUGUUCUUCGUGAUCCCCGCUCGGCCGAGCGAUCCAGCCCGAAGUCCUGGUCUGCUAACGUGGGACAUCGUGCAAGCGAAACUGCAGUGGAGCGUUAUUCUUCUGAUCGGCGGAGGAUUUGCUCUUGCAGAAGGAACUAGGGUUUCUGGUUUAUCACAUUGGGUGGGCCAGAAGUUGGCAGGCCUCCAGCAUUUAUCCCCAGGAGUAUUGAUGAUCACUCUCUCUGUCAUCUGCUCAUUUAUAUCAGAAGUGAUCAGCAACGCAGGCACGGUCACCAUCCUUUUGCCGGUGUUCGCAGCUCUGGCCGAAGACUCGAAGAUGAACCCGUUGCUCCUGAUGAUACCGGCUACGAUAGCGAGCAACUUCGCGUUCUUACUUCCUGUGGGCACCCCUGCGAACGCUAUCGUUUACGAGCACGCCAAACUCAAAGUGGCGGACAUGGUGGGGCCAGGAUUCAUCGUAAAGUCCAUAACUUUGCUGGUGACUGCGGCUUCCACGUACAUCUUCGGAGGUCUCAUAUUCGACAUGUUCAGUUAUCCGGACUGGGUUGCGGGGAAUAGCACGGAUCCCGCCUUGAUUGGACAUUGACCGCCAUCAAGAAUGUUUCACUGAGAGGUUUCCGUACAAACAGCAAGCUCAGAAAGAUCGACGAGGAGCAGGGAGCAGGACUACGCAGGGUAGUAUGAGAGUGGGAACGGUAGCCCCGCCUGCUUGAUUUUCGCACAGAAGCGCGCGCGCGAAAUCUGCGUCUAGAGGAGGAAGUGCUCCCGCCAUCAUUUGUCUUGGCUUCUUUGUGAUAAGACGGUCGUUUUGUUUUCUUUUUGAUAAGUCGGUUGUCGCCAGCAUCAAGGUCGAACGGGAGAAAAGACAGGUAAAACAGGAGGCGGGAACACUUCCUCCUGUCCCCGCAAAUACCUUGCGCUUUUCUUUUUUGCGACAACUGAGCAGGCGGGGCUAAAGCCGAAUUUUUACUUAUUUUGUUUUACUAUUUCUUUUGCGAUACUGCGCGUAGUUUUGGUUGUGUCUGCGACUAUCCGUGGAGGACUUCAUGUUUCUGUAAAAAAAAAAAAAAAAAUGACGUGCCCUCGGCAAUUUUCAAAGUUCAAUUGAAAAAAAAAAAUUUCCCGUAAUUAAAAACUGUGGAAAGCCUUCCUCAAUGGUGGCAAAAGUUUCCAGAAGGUAAUUGCCGAAAGUCCGACAAUCCUCCGGCGAGUACGUAGCCAGUUAUAAUUUUUUUAUCACCUUAGGUGAAACGCCCUGUUUGUCAACGUAAAUGAUGAGCUACAAUGAGUUACAAUGAGUUGAGAUGAGUUACAAUGAUGAGCAACAAAAGUUACUGUAAAUGACAUCCCACUACAUCGUCAUCACUUAUUCAUUGUUGUUGUUGUUGUUGUUGCUGCUGUAAAUAAUGAGUUGCUGCUGCUGCUGCUAUGCUAAGCACACCACAGGGGAAUCUUUCCGCUGUGGAUUGUUUCAUAACAAAUAAAGUUUCAUAUUCUAUAUAUUCCUCUAACCUAUAUAACGAAAGAUGAGGUGCACGACAGAUGACUGCACGGGCCGCAAUUUAGCGACCCGACCCGUACCGGAAGCCAGGGAGUCUUACCCGACCCUAUCCCGACACUGCUGUCUAAAACUUGGCCUGACCGAGGCCCUGAUGGCAGCUGCAUAGGGAUCUUUGUAAUGCUAUCCGUCCAACAGGUUCAAUCCACACAGUAGAGAUUCAUAAUACAGCGUAAAUCACAUACACCUGGAACGCGUAAGCGCAGCCUUCGAUGAGGUUUGUGCUUGUAGCAACACGCUAGCGUCGAGUCUUGCGCGCCUGUCUGCGGUGCACGCCAUGACGAAGGCGUGGUGAAGUAGAGAAUAACGCGACGCCUAUGCAGUGAUUUAUCCAGACCCCCCCAUACACCCCCCAAAAUCUGGGAUGGGGGUACCCCCUAUUAUUUUGUGGGAGCUAGUGCGCGAUAUUUUGUCUACCGUUUUGCUAAUAGGUGGUUAGUUCCUGUAUGUCGAACGACUUACUGAGAUCCUUCGCUUCAGACUACUGUACCUAUAGUGUUGCUAACCUAUUCUUUAGAUCCCAACAUGUUCACUGUGGGUGCACCUAGAAAGUUAACCUGCAACUGCCUUAACUGCCUACUUGUUUUCCUUAUUUAUAUCUUCCUAUUGUUUAUAACCGCGUGGGCAACCAUGUGUGCUGUAUACAGGGUGUUUCAGUUAAAUUCCCGGGCUAAUGAUAAUUCGCGAACGGAUGCACCAAUCGAAGAACUUUCUUUUUUACAAGUAUCUGUCGGAUACCGCCCACAAGCAGCACACCGUGUGAAUGAGUCCAUGGGAGGCGCUCAUGAUUUAAAUGAAAAAUUAAAAUGCGUUUCGUGAAAAAGCAUAACUUCUAAAGCAGGGCACCGUCGGCGUUAAAAUAGGUAUACCCCUUUUGGGACCUGCAGUGGACAUCUUUUGGAGAACAAUCUGCCACCAAAGAGUGUCAUUUGUUGCAGUAAUUAAUUGGUUUCAGUUUACAUAUUUUUGUUGCGGUUGGUCGCGGUGAAGCGAAACUCAUUUGAAUUUGUAUUUAAAUAAUGAGCGCCUCCCAACUCAAUCACACGGUGCGCAGCUUGUAGGUGGUAUCGGCCAGAUGCUUGUAAAGAAUUGGUUGGUGCAUGCGUUCGCGAAUUAUUUAGCCCGGGAAUUUAACUGAAACACCCUGUAUAUGAUGUUCACAUUGUCCAUCAGUGUUGCUAUCGAAGGAAUGAGGGGCCGACCCUGGUCAAGCGCAGUGUUGCGGCUUUUUGUUCGAUCUCUCUGGCAUCGUGUGUACUUCAUGAUGUUUAAAUAAAGCGAUUCUGACUCUGA
This is a messenger RNA of Ornithodoros turicata, 4096 nucleotides long. RefSeq names its product Na(+)/citrate cotransporter-like. Gene Ontology annotation, biological process: citrate transport; transmembrane transport. The record is from RefSeq and is a predicted model, not a curated record. The transcript is spliced from 14 exons. Bases 119 to 1831 code for a protein of 570 amino acids. Lineage: Eukaryota; Metazoa; Arthropoda; Arachnida; Ixodida; Argasidae. Gene Ontology annotation, molecular function: citrate transmembrane transporter activity; succinate transmembrane transporter activity. Gene Ontology annotation, cellular component: membrane.